AUGAGUGCAAAGUCGGUAAAUGAUAAAGUGCAGACGCCAACGGCGCCACCACCUCCACCCACAGCCGCAGGCAGACCGCCCACAUCACAACUGUUUACUCGUGGCAACUUGAUGAGCAGAGGAGCUGCUGGAGACAAGACAGCUAUGGCUAGACCCUCCACAGCGGUGCGAGCGGUGGGUUAUGCAGCCAGCGGCAAUGGCUCGGCCGGACAGCGCUUCGAUCAGUUCUUUUUGGAAAAGGUGAAGCAGCAGACGCUAUCAUCAGCCAAUGCAGCUGUAGAUGCAGCCAAGGAAGUCAAUCCACAGAUCAAGUACAAGAACAUGGAGAGCAAGAUUGUUAAACUGCUGGAGUCUUCUAUAGUGCUGGCCGAAAGUGUGGCUGCCAAAUGUGCCAGUGGUGAAAUAAAUGCUGAAGUAAAGUCUACGCUAGCAGAUGCGCUAAAUAAGGCUAAGGAUGCCAGCUCACUGGAUCGCAUAUUGCAUCACGAGCAAGACAAACAGGGCGAAAAUGUAUUUCACAAUUUCGAUCUGACCUAUGCGGUAUUCUUUAAUCUGGCGGAGCAGUAUGAACACAAUGAUAUGCACAUUGAGGCUUUGAACACUUAUAACAUUAUGACCAAGAACAAAAUGUUUCCACAUGUUAAUCAGCUGAAGCUCAACAUGGGCAACAUUUAUUUAAAGAUGGGCAUGCACAAGAAGGCUAUCAAAAUGUAUCGCAUGGCGCUGGACUCGGUGCCCAAUACGCAGAAGCAGCUGCGGCUCAAGAUUACCGAAAACAUUGGUGUCCUAUUUGUGCGCAUGGCUCAAUAUGCGGAUGCAGCUUCUAGCUUUGAGUUCAUCAUGUCCGAACGCGCGGAUAUACGCAGCGGCAUACACUUGGUGCUUUGCUAUUAUGCGCUGGGUGAUGUGGAGAAGAUUAAGAGCAGCUUUCGUCAGCUGUGCGAUGUGCAGUCUAUGGAAACGGAACGCGAUCUGGAGAACGAGAAUAACAUAAUACGACUGCAGCAGCAGGCUGAUCAGACGGGACAGUCUGAUAUGGAGCCAGGCGCUGCUGAAGUGGCUAUCAUAGAUGCCGAAGCCGGCAGCAGCUAUGUGCAGCGCAAUGAGCCCGCCCAGAGCUCGGCUAAUGUAAAGGACAGUCAGCGUUAUGUGCUGCAGGCGCUUAAGACAGAUGAACUGGCUCAAUAUACCAAACAGCGACGCAAUGCGGAAAAGCGUUCCAUUAAUAUGAUUGUGGAUUUGAUAUCGCCUUUGAUAGAGGAGAACUACAACGAUGGCUACAACUGGUGCAUUGAAGUCAUUAAGACGUCCAAUCUCUGCUGGCUAGCCAAUGAGCUGGAGCUGAACAAGGCGCUUGUCUAUUUGCGCCAAAACGAUGUCAAUCAGGCCAUUGAAACGUUGCAGAUGUAUGAUCGUAAGAGUGAGGGCUCCAUGACAGCCAGUGCGCUGACCAAUCUGAGCUUCAUUUACAUCAACCUUGGCAAUCUGGAAAUGGCCACACAUUGCUUAAAUCAGCUGCAGGAGCUGGGUUUGCAAACAAAUACUUUGGCUUUGGUCAACGCUGGAGUGGUGGACAUAUUGCAGCAAAACUUUAGCUCGGCUCGGGAGCGCCUGCUGCGCGCUUUGCAGCUGGAGCCGGCGCACUUUGAAGCCAACUAUAAUCUGGGUUUGCUGGCGCUGCAGCAGCAGGACUUUGAGCUGGCUGAGGAGCAGUUUGAGCUGCUGAAAGCGCAACUAAUGGUGCCGCAUUCGGUGCAGCAUAGUCAUGUCUACUAUCAGCUGGCCAAAUUACAGGAGCGUCGUCUCAGCAGCGGCGGCGCCUUUAAGUCCAGCGCAAGUCCUGGCGCGCUACAAGGAUAUUUGCAGGUGCUGGGCAUUUCUGCAGCUGAUAUAGACUCACGUCUGUUCGAAAAGGUUGGCUCCAUGUACGAGCAGCUGCAGGAUCAUCAGCAGGCCAAUCAGUACUACAACGAAGCUUAUCGCAUCAACAUGAGCGACAUUAACAUUGCCAGCUCCAUUGGCUCCUACUACAUCAAGCUGCAGGCAACGGAGAAGGCGCUCUACUAUUACGAGCGUGCAGUCCUAGCAAAUCCCAAUGAUGCAAAUCUCAUGCUGCGCAUUGCCAGCUGCUUUAGGAACUCUUAUCUGCCGCCCAAGCAGUAUCUGGGCAUGUUUGAAAAGAUCUAUGCGCGCUUUCCGGACAAUCCCACGUGUGUGCGUGCGCUUAUGCAGGUGACCAAGUCCUUGGGCAUGAGCGAGCUGCAUGAGCGCUAUGGCCAGGAGUAUGCCAGGCUGCAAAAGCAGCAGCAGGAGCGACAGAACGAGCAGCGCUACCAGCAGCAGCGUCUAAACUCAGCUACCUCAGGCAGAGGCAGCAGUCGUCUUAGAAUCAAGCAGCAUGUGGAUCCUUUGGGGCCACCGGCGGAACGUCCACGCACUGGCAUGCAUCAUACCCAGCAGAGCAACGAUUCCGAUGAUGAGGCUGAAAUGAAUGCCGAAAGCUUAUUACCCAUUUAAGCAAUUAAUAUUGAAGCAGCAAUGGGCAUAAACUAUAUAAAGUUACUAAAAUUAAUGCAAAGUU
This is a messenger RNA of Drosophila busckii, 2581 nucleotides long. RefSeq names its product intraflagellar transport protein 88 homolog (gene nompB). The record is from RefSeq and is a predicted model, not a curated record. The transcript is spliced from 6 exons. Gene Ontology annotation, cellular component: ciliary basal body; non-motile cilium; ciliary base. Gene Ontology annotation, molecular function: kinesin binding. NCBI's taxonomy places the organism in Eukaryota, Metazoa, Arthropoda, Insecta, Diptera, Drosophilidae. Gene Ontology annotation, biological process: non-motile cilium assembly; intraciliary transport. The coding region runs from base 1 to 2517 and encodes 838 amino acids.